Molecule: messenger RNA, 2841 nt
Organism: Nycticebus coucang (slow loris)
Lineage: Eukaryota; Metazoa; Chordata; Mammalia; Primates; Lorisidae
Gene: ANKRD63
Product: ankyrin repeat domain 63
Exons: 1
Coding region: 143-1291 (382 amino acids)
Molecular function (GO): protein binding
Source: RefSeq, a predicted model, not a curated record
UCCCAGGACCCUCGGCCGCCGCCGCCCACGCGGGCAAGGAGACGUACUAGAGCGCGGGCGGAGGCCGGAACCCCGCGGGGCGCGAGGACAGGGGCGCCCCCGUGCGGAGCUGCCGGGCUGCACCGGCGCGGCGGUCGGGGCCAUGCUCAAACCUAAGGACCUGUGCCCCCGAGCGGGUACGCGCACCUUCCUGGAGGCCAUGCAGGCGGGCAAAGUGCAUUUGGCCCGCUUCGUACUGGACGCACUGGACCGCAGCAUCAUCGACUGCCGUGCGGAGCAGGGCCGCACGCUGCUCAUGGUGGCCGUGGGGUUGCCGGAUCCCGCGCUGCGCGCUCGCUUCGUGCGAUUGCUGCUUGAGCAGGGGGCAGCCGUGAACCUGCGGGACGAGCGCGGUCGCACUGCACUCAGCCUGGCGUGCGAGCGAGGCCACCUGGACGCCGUGCAGCUGCUGGUACAGUUCAGUGGCGACCCCGAGGCGACGGAUUCGGCUGGCAACAGCCCGGUGAUGUGGGCGGCGGCGUGCGGCCACGGGGCGGUGCUCGAGUUCCUGGUGCGCUCCUUUCGCCGCCUCGGCCUGCGCCUCGACCGUACCAACCGUGCGGGCCUUACAGCGCUGCAGCUGGCCGCUGCCCGUGGACACGGGACUUGUGUGCAGGCCCUCACCGGGCCCUGGGGCCGCGCUGCGGCGGCGGCGGCGGCCCGGGGCUCCAAAUCUGACAGCCCGCCCGGCCGCCCCGCCCCCGCGCCCAGCCCAGAGCGUCGACGACCCAGCCCCCGCCGCCUCCCGCGGCCUCUCCUGGCUCGCUUUGCACUAGGGGCGAGCGGCCAUGGCCACGGUGGCGAGGCUGGCUCAGCGGGCAAGAGUUCGGGGCGGCACCGGGCGCAGGGCAGUGAGCGACCCGAGCUGGGCCGGAGCAUGAGCCUGGCACUGGGUGCGGUGACCGAGGAGGAGGCGGCCCGUCUUCGGGCAGGGGCCUUGAUGGCCCGACCAAACUCGCCCCAGUCUUCAGGGACUGGGCGGUGGCGCUCACAGGAGGUGCUGGAAGGAGCGCCUCCAUCCCUAGUGCAAGCGCCCAUUGGUCUUAGCCCCCACCCGGAAGGCGGUCCUGGCUCUGGCCGCCUGGGUUUGCGGCGACGCUCCACAGCACCAGACAUCCCCAGCCUAGUCGGGGAGGCGCCUGGGCCUGAGACUGGCCUGGAAUUAGAGGCCAACGCUUUGCCCCUCUCGGCCCCCGGGUCGAAGCCUUGGCAGGCAGGCACGGAGGCUAUGGUGCUGCAGGCUCAGCGGUAAACAGCGCGGAGGCCUGAGCCUUUCCCCCUCACCACAUGCGUGUCUCUUUCCCUUUCUCCCAGCCCCUUCACCUCCACAGUAGCCCGACCCCCAUCUCAGAACCUGUCCCAGCUGCCAAAGCAAGACCUCCACCGGAAAUGAGAAGGGGACCCCCAUCUGAUGUCUUUGUUUGUUUUUUGCUUUCGUGUGUGUGUGCUUAUUGGUAUUUCCUGCCUUUUCUGCCCCUGGAAGGUGAGGUGUGGAAGACUGGUUCCAUAGCUUCCUACAAGCCCUUGACUCAGUCCUGGAUAUGCCGAGGUUCCUGCCAGCUCCUGCCCAGUUUCCUUCCCCUUGCUGGGUUUCCCAACACCCUGGCAGGCAGAAGAAUCAACCUGGAGAACAAAGGUCCAACACCACCCCUCAUGCUGACAGUAAUGCUACAAUCUGCCAAAGUCCCCCCCCCCCCAAUGUUGAGAGGACCAGGAGGAGCCCCAGAACCUUUAUGGACAGGAGAGCUGAUUAGAAAGAAAUCUGGCCAAUUUUUUUUCUGGGGUAGAAACUCCUGCCUCAAGACAAGAAUUUGGGCGUAGCAGAGCUCCUGGUGUUGAACACCAGUUGUCUCCCUUCAACCAGCUUCUGGGUAACUUGAGCUCCCUCUGCCUCUCAGACCCAGGAUUCAACUUCACUGAUAAUGUAGGAUCACUUCCCCACACAACCCCUACCCAGCCUGCUCCUCAGCUCAGAUGCAUUUCAAUUCCAUUUUUGAGGUUCAGUGCCUCACCCCUUGGGGCCCAGCCUUAUUUCCAUUCACUCUCAGAGGCCAGAAAUGGAAAAGACUCAGCACUUCCACGCCCCCACGCCUCUCUGCUCCCCCGUCCCGCACGUGGGUGCUCCCGCGCGGUGGAACGGUUGCGAAGGCUUUGCUUAAUUGUGCUUCUUGCAAUUCUCAAAGAACUUGUGUUUGGAAUCUUUGUAUACGAAGCUGAAAGCAGCGGGUCUGAUCUGAGUCUUAAGAACCUGACAAUAUCUCUUUAAAUAGAAGCUCCGCGAGGGGGAUAAUUGACUGAAGUGUUUGCGACGUUAAACGGCGGCGUGCAGGAAUCGGGAGCCCACACGAGCUGCAGGUCUGGGUUUAAAUUACAUCAAACUCUGGUGAGAACGGGAAGGGGCCUGUUAAACGCUCCUGCUGGGCCAAUAAUGAAGGGAGGACAGAUGAUGGCUGCUAGAGGUCCAGACCCAGGACUCCUGCUUUUCCCUCAUAGCGUGGGAUGCAUGCUGGGCCCUGUAUUAUCACCAGCCAGUUAAGUGAGUCAAGAGGCCCUAGCAGAGAGGUGGUUAAAGGCCCUGUACAGGCCUGGACCUUUGUACCCUCCCCUGCCCUCCUACUCUUUGUACCGCCUAGCGUGGGGGCGGGGUUAACGGUAGGGAGUUUGGCGGAUCGCUUGUGCGCCAGCACUCGCAGCAUGCCCAGCCCACGGGGUGGCGCAGGUGCGACUCUUUUUUUUUUUUUUUAAAGACAGUCUCACUUUGUUGCCAUCAGUAGAGUGCUGUAGCGUUAGUGCCAUAGCAAU